Messenger RNA from Amoebophrya sp. A120, 4942 nucleotides. The record is from the annotation of a GenBank genome assembly. NCBI's taxonomy places the organism in Eukaryota, Dinophyceae, Syndiniales, Amoebophryaceae.
CUAAGGUCCACACGAAGAUCCGCAGUUGAGAGAUACUUUAGUAGGCCCGGAUAUGAAUUGUUCUUCCUGUUGUUCUCGAAAUAAAAAGUCGAAACAAGAUGCUCUACAAGAGGCGUUCUUCACCUUACUCUCUCCGUCCACCGUUCUGUUGCGUUGCGGUCUCGCUGCUGCACACGUGGUCCCGGGGGCGCCCGGGCGUCGUGCCGAUACGGGCGGACUACGGUUCUGAUGAGUUGAAGGAGUCCCUGUUUUUCGCGGAAGACAAUGAAGGGUCCUUCAAUCCCUACGACCUCCCGCGCACCGACCACGAUAGGGAAGACGAUGUGGGGGAGGAGGAGAGACCACAUGAUCCACCAGACGAGGUUCUACCAGAGGAAGCCGAACAGCCUGAGACGGAGCCACCGCCUAACAAUACCUCAGCUGAAGAGGAGGAACUCACCGUGGUCCUGCCGGACGGCGAAACGAGCGGAAUAGAGGGCGACGGACCACAUGAGCAAGAACAUCCCGCAUCGUCAAACACUGUCGACGACUACCAGCCUGCGGGUGACGACUACUUGUCCCAACUGGUCGAGCCGAUAAAUUCCAGAAGAAACCAAGAGGACUUGUCCGAAGAGUCGGAAAACUGCGCCGAGAACGACGACGAGCAGGUCUUCCGGCAGUAUUUAUUGCAUUUCUACGAGUCCAACUACUGGGGCGCGCAGCAGUCGAUUUUGUUUCACAAAAUCCGCGGGUCGCACGCGCUGCACUGUCCCUCCGCGGUGCUGGGGACCAUGUUGUUGAAGAUGGAAUCCUCCGUGUUCCGCCACGACGCGGACGAGGUGAUCCCGGACCAGAAGGGGCUGUACGCGACGUAUCAAGUGCAAAAGUACUUACUUAUCGUACUGGUACUAAUCGCUGUCAGGCAUGACAGAUCUAGUUCUCUACGGGAUUUCGCAUCACAAAUUCCAUUUUUCCUUCUGAGAAAAAUUGUGAUGCAAUUUUCACUAGUGCGAAGAUGUUUUUGCGAUGCAUACGACGUACUUCCACGACAACCUGUCCCGGAUCAACAGAAACUGGCCGCUGGCUAUCAUACAGAAAAAAGCAGGCAGGGCGUAUUUGUGAUGCAUACAAUGAAUUGACCAUAGCGUGCUGUUAAGGCUACGCAAUACAGAUUUUUCUGCGUGUUCGUGUAUGUUUUUGCAUUACAAAUAUAGCCACCUGCUGGCUUUUUUGUGCGGGAUACUGGCGGAGGGCUACCAGCGGGUGCUGGAUUUAGAAGAGGCGUUGGUCGAGAAAAAGGAGUACAGCAUCGCGAUGAUCAUGAACUUCUGCUCCGUCAAGGACCGGUUCGGCGAGGCGCACGGGCUGGAUUGGCUCGCGGAAGGCAGCGACAUGCUGGAGGAGGACCCGGAUCUGCUAAGGAUAGGUAUCGACUUCUGUCGUUGUCCUGCAUUUUCAUUUUGCUAGCUCGUCUGUGCAUGAGAGGUAGAGGCCGCUGUAAAAACUACUGUGAUCAAUAUGGGUUGAUGUCUGUAGAUCAGGAGAAAACAACUUCUCAGUAGUAGUUUUCACCACUAAACACUCUCAGUUGACGUCCACAUCUACAUCGUCGACCUGCCCAAGUGCAAUGGACAGCGCUCGCACUUCGCUCACAUCGAGCGGGUCGUCAAGUCGCUCACCGUCGAGCGCUACCAGGGGGCGCCAGACCGCGAGGAGCAGAGCUCGUACUUUCGCUACAUUGUCGACCACUACGACGAUAUGGCGGAUUUCGUCAUCUUCGUUCACCCAGACGCGCCGGAGCACCAGGGAAAGGAGAUGCGCGCCUUGGUCGAGGCACUGCGGUUGCUGAAAACCAAGUCGGCACUGGUAAAAUUUUUGGAUAGAUUUUAGUUGUUUUGCGAAUGGAAAUCUUCAGAGGUGCAGCAGUUUCCUCUCGGACAUGAUAGGGAAUAAAACCAUGCAGCUCAAAUUAUUUUUGUGUGAGCGCGCCAAGAACUCGUCUGCUGGUCAUUGGUCGCACUAUCUGGUUCUGAUCACGACCGUUGGCAAAUCGACUGCAACACCCUCCAAACGAUGAUCGCGACCACCUCCUGCAGGCGUAUCGCACCAUAGAGUACUACCCGCUGGCCAUGCAGUACAUUCGCAGCCCUCUUUAUGGAAUGCGAGGAGUUCAUUUGAGUCUUUCUCCUUGCAGCUGAUGUGUACAAAAAUUUAAAGUUCAUUGUCUUGUUGUAAGUAUUGCCCCCGAGGAGCAGUUUUCUGGGAGCGAAACGGUGAAAACGCAAGCAGGGCAUGGUAAUAGAUAACUUUUUAACCUGUUCUAGCAUGAGGAAGGUUCAAGAAAUUUCCAUGCUCCAUACUUUCCGCACCUCUCGGUCCCUAUCCAAGAAAAAAAUAUUGUAGGUGUAAGUUUUUUGGAGGAACAGCAUUACAAAUUUGUCUGGCAUGACAGCAAAAAGCUGUCAUGCGCAGAUAGUACGUGAAAACGCCCCCUGAUGGACCCUGCGAUGCAUGCCAAGCAUGACAGACGCAAUCAUCUUGCAUGUUGAGCAUCACAAAUUUACACUAACAGCGUUCUUUUCUUGGAUAGUCCCGGGCCAUUCACUACUACGACGCGGGGGACCGCGAAGACGACUGGCCGGUAUCAAGUGCAAAAAUGUCUUUGUCUGGAAGGGUUGGAACUUGUGAUGCAAACUCUGGAACACGCAAAAAUUUGUGUUGCAUGAGCGCCAAAAGCUGUCCAUUUCUUGGCACGCAAGUAGGAAGUUUCUCAUGCGGGACAGGCAUCAUGAGGCGUGCUCAAAAUAACCUGUGAUGCUUUUGCCUGCAUCAGACGCCAUUUGCGUGAUCCGAAAUAUGCAAGACAAAUCUCGCAAUCUUCCAGACCCAGACAUUUUGCAUUUGAUAGACGGUGUUCUGGAACAAAUUGUUCCUCGACCGGCCCAAUGGCGUUUGCCCCCUCGGGUGCCGCUGGAACGACGAGAUGGACCACGAUUUUACCUUUUACAUCUAUCAAAUGCAAAAAUGUCCCGGUCUGGAAGAGUGCAACUUGUGAUGCUGAAUUUGGAUUCUACAAAAAUCUAGGCUGCGUGAACAGCAAAAGAGGUCCAGUUUGUGCCACGGCGAGGUGGCAUUUCUCAUGCGGUGUAGGCAUCAGGAAGCCCUCACAAAAUCUGUGAUGCUAGAGCAUGCGUCACAGACUUCAGGAGUCAUGCAAAGUGUGCACGACAAACCUGGGCCUGGCAUCCUUCCAGCCCCAGACAUUUUUGCAUUUGAUAACAUCGCCAGCCAAGCGAUCGUCCGUUCGGACCGGAUCCGGAUUCACCCACGAGAGUGGUACGGGAGCUUCUUCCAGCAAGAUUUGAUCUGGUUUUCGAACAAUUCCGGGCUGCUGGAGGCGGCCUGGCCCGUGAUCAUGGGGGAGGAACUGACAGAAGUGUCGCGGGAAGCGGAUGCGCGGUUGCCGCUGGCACUGAAGUUUGACAUCUUGACGAAAUACAGCUACGGCUGGAACGACGUGAUCUAGAGGUUGAAGAUGUGCUGGACGUACUGGCAAUACAACCGCACGACGUCGAGACAUGCUCAGCUGCUGAAUCGAUCACGAUCUUCAGGCCUUUAGUGUAGUACUGACCUCCAUGCGUCCUGGUGUCUUCGCUUCGACCCCGGGAGUAAGUAGUAAACAAACCCACGCGCCCACCGUGGAGGUGCCGGCGGAGUUCGACAUACAGAGCCCGAGGACUACGAGCAUCUUCAGACCGAGUUCCGAAAGAGGCGAAGUAUGCGGAGAGCUGCGUGAAACUACACAGAAGUUGCGUGCUUUCAUACCGCUGUAGAAGCAAGAAGUAGUGCACCUGACGAAUCUUCGAAUCGAUCCUACACUACAGGCCUACAACUCCAUCGAGUACUACCCGCUGGCCCUGCAGUACAUCCGCGAACCGCUGUAUUCGGGGAAAAUUUUGCUGAAUCGAGAGAAGCAAAGUCGACGUGUUGCAUGGUAAUUGUACUUCAUUGUGCGCAGAAUUGCUGACUAAAUUGAUCGUGUGCGAGACGAGGUCUAACAUACGCUGCAGGACGACUAUGCUAUCCCUUGAUUCUUUACUUUUCCCCUUUCGUGGUCUAUACGUUCCGCACCCGGCGCAGUCUGGAGCACAUCAAGGAGCACAAUGACGAGCACGACUACUGGGGUGACUUUUGGAAGCGGCUCGUGAGCCGGCCCAACGGGCUGUGCCCCUUCGGCUGCGACUGGAAUCACGAAAUGGACGAAUCCUUCACCUUCUACAUCGCCAGCCAAGCCGUCGUGCGCAAGGACCGCAUUCUCCGGCACCCGCAGGACUGGUACCGCGGGUUUUUGCAUUUGAGCGAGGAGGAAGAAGCUCGCGGGGAUUCCCUGACCGAGCACCUCCGCUGGCUCAGCAACAAUUCGGGGUUGCUGGAGGCCGCGUGGUAUCCUGUGCAAAAGUAUCGUACUCGUAGUAAUUAUUGGAAAUAUGCAUGACAAAUCUUCUUGCUAAGGUAAAACAGCAUUACAUACAAAUUCCAUUUCUAAUCUUGAGGCAAUUUGUAUUGCGAUUUAUACUAGUGCGAUACUUUUGCAAUGCAGACGUGGCCGGCGAUUUUGGGCGAGCCUCUGACGGAGCCGACGCGGGACGAGGACCCGAGGUUGCCGCUGUCACUGAAGCUGUCUAUUACGACAAGGUAUUCCGACGGACAGGCCGGGGUGAUAUGAGCGGGAAUUAGGCCAUUUCUUUAUUCCUUCGUUCUUGAUGUAGCAUUUUUGAGCUCUAGUAUUCUUGCUGCGACUUCCUGUGUAAGUAAGUAGUAGUUUGAUGCGCGGCCGCCGUAUUUGACGCAUCGCAAAAAUGUGCGGCGUUUCUUGCAACUGAUUCCAACGCGAACGCAAACGCACUGACACCUUGAUGUAGUUGUCGACUUCAUCAAAUUGCGGGGCUUGUCGUGAUAGGAC